Messenger RNA from Staurois parvus, 327 nucleotides. Lineage: Eukaryota; Metazoa; Chordata; Amphibia; Anura; Ranidae. The record is from the annotation of a GenBank genome assembly.
AUGAUACUUACCUUGCUGACCCCUGCUCCAGCCCGGGCUCGCUCUCUCCCUCUCCCAUCUACAGCCUGCAUACCUGGCUGCAGCAGCAAAAUUUGCACUUACCUGUCAGCUGUCUUCCUUCUCUGGCCUCUCUCUUCACUCGUUCCUGCAGCUCCCUCGAUCUUCUUCGAUUUUCCGCACGCUGCCGCUCGGCUCCUCCUCUCCAAUGAGUAUGAGUGGGAGGAAUAGUACCCCAUCAUUGGUAUCACGGCGAGGAGGCGGUGACAGGGGCAGCAUAUCAUCCCGCCCACACAUCGCCGGAGACAGCAGCGGUGUCUCGGUUCCUAA